Molecule: messenger RNA, 194 nt
Organism: Acaulospora colombiana
Lineage: Eukaryota; Fungi; Glomeromycota; Glomeromycetes; Diversisporales; Acaulosporaceae
Source: the annotation of a GenBank genome assembly
AUGACAGAAUUAAACGGACGUGCUUCUCAAAAUAUUACCAAUUCGACUUCAAGUGCUUGUAAUAUUCACCAGCAAGUGCAAAUAAUUGCGGAAUCUGUAAUUACUUCUAAACAAGCAGAGCAAUUCAUCCAUGGAAUAGAGUUGAAAAGUAAAUCGCCAUCGCAACCAAUACGACACGAGUAUUGGACUGACGG